AUGUGCUUCGUCUACUCGUCGGUGCUGCGCCUGCACAAGCGCGUGCACUCGGGCGAGAAGCCGUUCAAGUGCGGCGAGUGCCAGCGCGCCUUCACGCAGUCGUCCAACCUGCGCAAGCACAUGACGACGCACACGGCGCUCGGCCUCAACCGCCACCGCAAGACGCACGGUGGGGAGCGGGCCUUCGUGUGCGAAGACUGCGGCAAAGCCUUCAUGUUCCGCACCAACCUGGCGCUGCACCGGCGCGUGCACACGGGCGAGAAGCCGUACAUCUGUGACGAGUGCGGAAAGCGCUUCUCGCUCUCGUCCGGCCUCGCGCGCCACAAGAAGGGCCACUCGGGCAAGCGGCCCUACGCGUGCCCCGAGUGCGGCAAGGCCUUCAUCCGCAUGGCGCACCUCAACCAGCACCGGCACAUGCACACGGGCGAGAAGCCGCACGUGUGCACCGUGUGCGGCAAGGGCUUUGCGCAGCACUGCGGCCUCAACUACCACAAGAAGCGCUGCUUCAUUAGCCUGUGUACCUGAGUCGGCUGCCAUCGCCGCCACUGAGGCCAAUGCCGCAGUAGCUGUAUUUGCUGCUAAGCCGUGUCCACGCACAGGCAUGUGGUGAAGUAACGCCGAGUCUGUUACAUUUGCGAGUGUGAGUGCCCGGUUAUGGGCGCAGCUUCGAAGGCACAGGUGCCUCCUGUAGGGACACUGACAGCAGUGUAGUUUAUUUGGCAGAGCUUUUAGACUACGUUUUCCGUUACCAUGCACAGUGUUGGAAGGCAGGUUGUUCACUGAGUGACUGUGGUGGUCCCAUGUCCACCCAUUUGUCAGUGUGUGACUGUCAUCGACAGCGCCGUUCUACGCCGGCACGUCAUACACAUCCACAUCUCACCCACCACAUCUGCCGUGGCCCGGUAUUGAGGAGACAGCAGUUUUGUUUGUAAAUACGUUUCCAUGCUGUACAUUUAACAACAACAAACUUUUAUGUAAACUGAAUUGUUUUCAAGAGCUUAAAUAUUGCAUUGAAAUGUAGAAUCUGUUUACCUC
Lethenteron reissneri (Far Eastern brook lamprey) is the source of this 1035-nucleotide messenger RNA. Its product is annotated as zinc finger protein 879-like. NCBI's taxonomy places the organism in Eukaryota, Metazoa, Chordata, Hyperoartia, Petromyzontiformes, Petromyzontidae. Gene Ontology annotation, molecular function: DNA-binding transcription factor activity, RNA polymerase II-specific; RNA polymerase II cis-regulatory region sequence-specific DNA binding. Gene Ontology annotation, biological process: regulation of transcription by RNA polymerase II. Gene Ontology annotation, cellular component: PcG protein complex; chromatin; transcription regulator complex. The record is from RefSeq and is a predicted model, not a curated record.